AUGGAGAGUCUUUUGGGAGGACUUGUUCACACCGGAGACCGACCUCGAACAGAUAUCGAGAGCUGGACGAGUGGUCAUGGUGGAAGCAAUGCAAGUGGACUGGGAGGCGACGAUCACGAUGACGACCUCGACUCGCUCGAUGCCUGGGCUCCAACGGAUCCCCCACAUAACGCUCACCCCUCGAGCAGUAGCAACAACAGUAAUGGCACAACAAGCUCAGCUCACCCGCCUGGACACCCGUCUCAUAGAGCAGAGUCUCCCCUCGCCUUCAGUCACUCGCCAGAACCGGAGGACGACAUCUCGACAUACAACGAAAGGGCCCGCAGAAAAAUCAACGCUCUUUCGGACAGCAUGGACAGCAUGACACUCGACGAGGGCGUAUUCAGUCGGUACCUCGGCAACAGUUCAGGAAUUGAUCUCAUCCAAAAGAACCAGCUCCUUAAGAACGGAUAUCUGAUGGUUCCUCUCAAGCAGAAGGAUCAUUACGAGUGGCAAUUGGAGACCGAGGCGGCAUUGGCACAGCUGACUUCGCAGAUGACAAUGCCUCCGCAGGAUCUGGCAGACCACUUGAUCGACACUUACUGGACCUACAUCCACCCACACAUGCCCGUUCUCCACAAACCGCUCUUCAUGCGUCAGUACAAGAAUGCCGAUCCAGAGAAGCGUCCGCCUGCGGUGCUACUGAACGCCAUGUUCUCUAUCGCCUCUCGCUUCUCUGAUCACCCCGAGAUUGUCGGACUGUCGGAUCCAGAGGACUUUGGAGUCGAGUACUUUUCCAGGGCCAAACGGCUGGUCGACUUGGACAUGGACAUGCCUCGACAGGCCUCGAUCCAGGCGCUGCUUUUGAUGACACUCUACCGGUUUACGAGUACCAAGUGCGGCGGUCGUGGUGUCUGGGUGAUGUUGGGACAGGCGACCAGAAUGGCUCAGGAUUUGGGGAUGCAUCGCAACUCGGCCCGCUGGUCUCUGCCACCUUUGGAGACUGAGAUCCGGAAACGACUUUGGUGGGCCUGUUAUGUCAUGGAUCGCUGGGUGUGUGCCUCGCUUGGACGACCGAUCGCCAUUGACGAUGCCGACUGUGAUGUAGAUUAUCCCUCGGCGGUGGAACAGGACUAUGUGGACGCGGACGGAAACGCAGCAUCGCCUCAUGAGAACAGCGACAAGAUCAACGAAGAGUCUUCGUUCUUCCUGCGGUACUUUGUGGAGCACAUCAAGUUGGCAAAGCUGGUUGGGUUAAUCUUGAGGCGCAUCUAUGCGGCGGCUACGAGGACUCAUGGACCGGCUCAGGUGUCGUCUACGGUGGCAGAAUUGGAUACGUUACUGACAAAGUGGCUCCUGGACCUGCCUCAGGAUCUGAGAUACGACCACCAGGCCACCACCUUUAACCGCUGGGUUGCCAUCAUCCAUUCCUCCUACUACACGGCGCUGAUCCUGUUACACCGACCCUACAUGAUCCCAACCUUGCUGACAAAGUCCAACCUAUCCGACUCGAUGCCAUCCCUCAACAUAUGUGUCUCUGCCGCAAACUCGAUCACCCACCUGGCGAAACGACUCCACGAGACCGACAACCUCAAGUACCUCUGGGCCUUCUCCUGCUACGAGCUCUUCACCGCCUCCUUGAUCCACUUAACCAACUCUGCGUCCAUCGAUAUGCGGCUCCAGACACAGUCCAGGAACAACCUGGUCACCAGUAUCCUUGUCCUCAAGCGGGAGAGUGGUCUUUGGUUUAACGCUUCCAGGGUGUCGAAGUUUCUGGAGGAUCUGAUGUGUGCGCAUUUGAACUUUGAGGAGUACAAUUCGGAAGGCAGGAGUAUGCAUCCGGUUGUGGUUAGUGAUCUUACGGACAAUAAUAAUGUAAACUUGCCGAUUGUCCUGAGAGAUGGGCACCCUUCCGGAGGAUCGCUACUUGUGGCGCCCAAGGAGUCUACACCUACGUCGUCCCAGACGCCGCCCUCUGCAGUGUCGACUCCUAAUUCUUCGCCCUCAACGCCGACGACGGGCGCACCUAUGGAUACUUCUCCAGAUGGUGGCAGUCCGGGUAGUCGUGGCCCUAUGCUGAUCCCUAUGCGCGAUGUGCCACCAUCAUCGUCACCAUCAACAACAGCCCCACCCACUUCUGGAGCCUCAACAACGCAUCCGGCAGUGACUCCUCGGCCCAUGAAGAAGAGUCGCAAGCCAGUAUCCAACUCUCAAAGGAACUCGCUCCUUUUCAACAGCUCUACUCCUUCUCCUUCUCCUGCGGCUCCUCCUGCGGCUCCUCCUGCUUUCGUAUCUUCAACACCUGAUCAUCCCACGUUCUCAUUCUCGUCGCUCUCGAUUCCGGGGAUGUUUACUCAAGGUCAGGCUUUUCCCUUUGGCGGCGCCAACUGCCCUGCUCCUGGUGCUCCUCAGCAGCAGCAGCAGCAGCCUCAACAGCAACAGCAACAGCCGCAAUAUCAACAACAACAACCUCAGCAGUUCCAACCACAACAACCUCAGCAACAGCAGCAGUCGUCUUUCCAGUAUUCGGCAACACCCCUGUUCUCGUCCCCAUUGGCCCUGCAGCAACAGACAGCGACCGGCUCCUCCAUCCGGAAAUUUCCCACCCAACAGCAAGGACCACCAGGAUCGCAACCUCCACAACACCCUCAAGUCCAACAGUUGCAGCAAGGAGGGGGAGGAAACAGCGGGCUCAUGCAGUACCAGCAACAGAUGCAAUCAAGUCAAGGAUACUCCUCGCAAGGUGGGUUUAUUCCACCCACCUCUUCGGCAGCACAAGGCUACGUGAACGGGAUGACAGGAGGCGGGCCUCCCAUGCGCGACAACAACGACUACUCCAACUUUUCGCUCUUCCCUCAACAGGACGCCUCUGCCCCUGCCUUUGCCACUUCUACUACUGGAGCUGGGUCUCCAGCAACAGCGGUGACAGCAGCAGGAACAGGAGCAUCACCCAUGCCUCCAUCAACCACAGCAGGAGGUGGAGGCAGUCCAGGUCUGUUCCAGGACCCGAAUGUCAUGGCCGCAGUACCGAACCCGUUCUUUGGCGUGCCCAAUACCAUUGACUGGGACGAGUGGCAGCAGUACAUCGCCAAUGCUGGCCUGCAAAAGUUUUAG
Molecule: messenger RNA, 3093 nt
Organism: Linnemannia hyalina
Lineage: Eukaryota; Fungi; Mortierellomycota; Mortierellomycetes; Mortierellales; Mortierellaceae
Source: the annotation of a GenBank genome assembly